AUGGCAGAUAUGGGAUCUAGAAUGGUAUGUGACAAUGUGUGUGGCUGCACAAUUCCGUGUGCUGGUGGUUCCACUUGCAGGUGCACAGGGAGUGAAUCCUCAAGUGAAGUUGAUCACACAACAUGUUCUUGUGGGGAGCACUGUGGUUGCAACCCAUGCGCAUGUCCUAAGAAUGUUGCAGCUGGAACUGGUUGCAAAUGUUCCUCAGCUUGCGCAUGUACUUCCUGUCACACCUGA
Molecule: messenger RNA, 237 nt
Organism: Medicago truncatula (barrel medic)
Lineage: Eukaryota; Viridiplantae; Streptophyta; Magnoliopsida; Fabales; Fabaceae
Product: class II metallothionein-like protein 1A
Exons: 2
Coding region: 1-237 (78 amino acids)
Molecular function (GO): zinc ion binding
Source: RefSeq, a predicted model, not a curated record